Molecule: messenger RNA, 2928 nt
Organism: Pseudozyma hubeiensis SY62
Lineage: Eukaryota; Fungi; Basidiomycota; Ustilaginomycetes; Ustilaginales; Ustilaginaceae
Product: likely protein kinase
Exons: 1
Coding region: 1-2928 (975 amino acids)
Biological process (GO): protein phosphorylation
Molecular function (GO): ATP binding; protein kinase activity
Source: RefSeq, a predicted model, not a curated record
AUGGCACCAACACCCUCCUCGGCCGCACAAGCUGGUUCCGCCACGCCGCUCUCGUCACCAGUUGCAACCACAUCCUCGCGUCGGCGAGCGCAGGCGGCUGACAGCAGCACUCGCGUGCUCCAGAACCACUAUCCCCCCAAGGAGCUCGACACGCCCAUCGCCGACGAACCUUCGUCGCCCUUUGUUCCCUCCGGCUUGGCAGUCCGCGCUCCCAUCGUCAUCCGUCCAUCAGGCCGUCCCGGUUUCAGCGCGCCAAAAGCCGCCACCUUCUUCCUCGGCAAAGAUCACGAACGAUGGAGACAGUACGACCGCGAGCGCUUCUCUGGCCUCUUCAGCUGGGAGAGGGUUGCCAGCGCCAUCAGCAGCCACAGCCGCAGCCAUCGCGGCAGUCGCGGUGCCUUUUCGUCGCACUCCUCCGGCUCGGACGAUGAGCACAGCGACAGCGGCAACUCGUACCGAUCCAGUCGCUCCAGAUCUUCGCGAUACAGCGGCAGCCGUCGUCCGUCCGAAGGCAUCACGCCUCCCAUCACACCCUUCGACUCCGCCGAUCCAUUGUCCAGACCAAGACGAUUUUCCACCAACGGUCCCGAAGCCGCUUUUCAAAGACACGAGACGGUCAUCGGCAUCCACACGCCCAGACGCCGUUCCUCUGCUUCGUCCGACGCGCUGCCCUUCCUGCGUCCUCUCGCUCAAAUCAAUCCUCCCAGUGCAAAGGCAAGCAGCGCAGAUGCAUCGGAGCCCGGAUCCACCGAUGUCGACGUCACUGCCAACGCCGUUGAAGUCAAGAAACGGCAAAAGAAGCUCAGAGAUUCACAUCAAGAGCACGCCUCCCCCAAGAAGAAGGAGAAGAAGUCGUCCAAGUCGCAUACAGCCAAGACACGAACCAAAGACGCACCCGUUCCCAACAAGGCGGGUCCGCAUGGUAUUCUCGACCUGGACGACGCUGCACGCCCCCAUCUGCGCCGCCUCCGCUCAAAUCUGCAAGAGGCCGCUGCAGCAGCAGCUGCGUCCAGUCCGAGCUUGGACGAAGCUCGCGAAGAUGCGCUCGAAGAAGCCGUGGGCAUGCAUGUCUCGCUUUCAGAUGCCGCCUUGGAUGGAAAGGGUCCUCUAAGUGCCCAAGAUCUACGUUCCCUGUUGCCCGCAGAACACCGAGCAUCGACGCCACGUUCCCCAGCACGAGGCGCUUCGCCGCGUGCACCUCCGCUGAAGCUCGCCCAAAGGCUGCAGCCACAGAAGGUAGAGGGCACCCUCUACGACAAGACCGGACCGUACCGCGAGGGCGCUGUUACCGACGGUCUCAGCGUGAGGCUUUUCAGCGCCGAGUCCGAACCUCGCACAAGCUCGUUUGAGGAUGCAGACCUGUCCAACUCGGAGCAUCCCGUCACCAAGCCGUGGGGCCGAAGAGGUUCCAGCAGCAGCUACGACGGGAGCGAAGACGACGCUGUGUUCAUGCAGACUUCCCGCCGCAGGUCCAACAGCUCUGGUGGCGACAAUCGACGCUUGUCGCCAAAGCCAUCCUUCACCGACGCUACAGAUGCGGCGGCUGGCUCGGCGAUCGACGACAAUAGCAGCGAGGUGUACCUCAUCACCACGCCGGACAACCGUGUCUCUUCGGCUGCCAAGCUACGAAGAUGGGCCAUGGACGGCGCUGGUAACUUUUACGCAGCCAUGGAGAUCAAGAGCAUCGAAGCCAAGCUGAGAGCUGCCGAUCCUUCCGCCGGCCGCGUCACACGAGAGCUCACCAAGGAGCUCGAAGAGACUUACCUCGACGACAUUCUCGACGAGGUCCAAAAGGCGCAAACGCUCAACCCUACACGUAGCGGUGCGGUUUCCAAGAUACUCAAAACGGAGGACGAACGGUACAUCCGACUAGAGGAAGACUAUCCCGAAGAAGCCUUCUUCGUCAUUGCCGGCUGCGAAGAAGCUGAGCUCAAUGGCGUCAUCCUCACCAUCUUUGUCCAAGCGAUUCGCACGCUAGCCCGCUUCCAUGCUUCAGGCUGGAUGCACGGCGAUGUCAAGCUCGAGAACCUCAUGUUCGACGAGAAUGGCGAUCUGGUCGUGAUCGACUACGAAAAUGCAAAUCCGUACCGAGGCAUCCCCGGAGGAGACGGUCAGGUGCAGCUGGUCAGCUACGAUUGGAUCCCACCGGAGGCGUGUCCGGGGCCCAUGGGCCGACGUAUGGGGCCAAGCGGAGAUUUGUGGGCACUCGGAUGCAAUCUGAUCCGCGCCUUCGCUUUGAGGGAUGGAGUCGAAGAUUCUGCGAUUCGAGAGACGUUGCUGGGCAGAGGUCAAAAGGCGUUCUUGGACAAGAUGAGCAAGUUGGUGACACGCAAGGAGCGAGGCAGUACGAAUGAUACCCCGGCCGACGACUACUUUGCGCCUAGACGUGUGGACGACAAGGACAAGUCUGGCGGCGUGGCUGGGAUGCCGUGGGAUAUUUUUGCCCAUCACGUCGAUCUCGAGCCCAUCCUCAAUGACACUGUUGUGGAAGACGAACCUUCCUCCAGCCAUACAAGAUGGUCUUGCGACUCCACCAGCAUAGACGACAGCUAUUGCGACUCUCACGCCAGCGCGGCCGCAACGCCAGACACAUCCAUCGCACCGUCAUCCGGUCGGACUUCACCCAAAACCCUCCUCCCCACCGACCCUUUGCCGAGCCCCAGCCGUCUGCUCUACCGCUUCGCACGAUCCGAGCCCGAACUCCUGGCCUUCGUACUUUCCCGCUGCGUCGUCGCUUCCGUCUCACAACGCAACAUUGCGGAAGCAGAAGCAGAAGCGCUGCAGCUGGCAGACUGGUUCGAGUCGAACAAGAGAGACACGUUGGACGCUGGUAAGAGAGCCGUCGAGGGCGCCAUAGAGAUGAGCGGUAGCGUCUGGGUGAAACCCAGAUUGGACGAUGCUAGGAAGAGUUUGGGUCUGUCCGUCUGA